AUGCCCUUUCGUCAUCCAUUCACAAAUAACAUUUUUGAUCCGAAAAUACCCACUCUCUUGAUGUUAAUACUUAUCGGUGCUGCAUCCAUUACUCACUGCUCAUUGCCAACAUUUAAUAAUGCCAAGUUUCAAUGUAAUUCAUCAGAACGUAUAUCAUCAUUUGAUUAUGGAUCUCCGUACACCUAUAUCGAUUAUAAAGAUAAAUUAGAAUUAUUCUGUUCGAGUGCUAUCAUUCCCAAGACAAUUAUGUUUGAUAUCGGAAGAAAUACAUUAAGCUAUGAUUUGUUGUUUUCCUUUCCGACUUUGGGAGAUGAAAUUGAUAUUUGUCGAUCGAUGAGGAUUUGGGAGGCAAGUAAUGAGAAAUAUCAAUGCAAGAAUUUAUUCAACCAAACAAGCUUUCAGUUUUACGUGUCAGAUUUUGAAGAGAAAUAUUUGAAGGAAACUGGAUUUGAUACUUAUCAAUGGAUUAAUUAUUGUUUCUAUUGUGGAAGUGAUAGGUAUUUGAAUAAGGUAAAUGCAAAAACAGAAAAUAGUUAUUUCAGACAGGUUGGUUUUGUGAUUGACAACUUUCCAAAAUCAAAGUUUUUUUGUGGACUUGAAGAGUUGGGGAUUCCAGUAGUAAUGAAAAAGGAAAAUGAUAAUUUUUUUCCAUAUGUAUAUGGAUGCUAUUGUUCAAAGAGUGAUAUGUUUUCAUUGAGAUGCCUUUCAUCUAAAGUUGACAUUUUUAUCAAUUACGGAUUGAUGGCUUUCAAAUUGAUCCUCACAGUUUCAUUCAAUUUGCUUGCAUUGAUCAUCUUUCCCUAUAGAGCAAUAGAAUUCUAUAAUAGAAAUACUAAGGGAAAGAGUGUAGUAUUACUACUGACAGGAUCUGGAUCUUUCAUGUUAUUUAUUUCAGUAAUGUUGGAAGUGUUCGAUAUUUAUGGGGUUGCAAAUAUUUUCACUGCCUUUGCGAUACUAUUCACAUUUAUGGCACUAGUUGUCAUGUCGAGAAACAAGUAUGUCACUGUAGUGUAUGCCAUUACCCAUACCAAGCCAAAGAAUGGACUUAACAUAUUGAUUGGUGCUGUCUUUGCUAUACUUGUUAUUGGAUUAAUGGGAAUCAGUGCAGUGGAUAUAAUAACAAAUAUGAAAGCUACAAGUUAUUUCAUGGUUUCUAUAUGUGCCCUCACUGUAUUAGUAAUGACAUUUCAAUUGAUUUGGAUGCAUUUGGCUUUGAAAAAGGUUUCAGAUAUUAAUAUUUUCCAAACAGGUACUGGAAAAAUGAUAGCAUUAUCAAUUUUCAUUACAAUUAUCCUUGAUGUAUCGUUCUUAUUAACUAUUGCAAGAAGUGUUCCAGCGAAAGAGGUUACAAAUGCACUACUCACCACAUUCUCAAUAGCACUAGUCAUGUUAAUUUUGACUGGAAUUUCGAUUGUGGAAAUUGAUUUUUUGGAAAUGUUCAACACUAUUGGAGCUAGAUUAUUUAAACGAAAGAAGGAUGAACAUUCGGAAAAAGAAACAUCAAAUGAUUCUGAAACAUCAGCAACAACCAAUCAAGAGAACGAUUCCUUGUUAAAUUCUGAAAAAUCCCCAAACAUGCAAUAUUCACAUUAA
This is a messenger RNA of Naegleria gruberi, 1593 nucleotides long. RefSeq lists its product as uncharacterized. The record is from RefSeq and is a predicted model, not a curated record. Lineage: Eukaryota; Heterolobosea; Eutetramitea; Acrasida; Naegleriidae. Bases 1 to 1593 code for a protein of 530 amino acids. The transcript has 2 exons.